Messenger RNA from Rhododendron vialii, 485 nucleotides. RefSeq lists its product as uncharacterized. Lineage: Eukaryota; Viridiplantae; Streptophyta; Magnoliopsida; Ericales; Ericaceae. The transcript has 2 exons. The record is from RefSeq and is a predicted model, not a curated record. The coding region runs from base 30 to 485 and encodes 151 amino acids.
UUCGUAAAUUUAUUUUCUUCAUCAUUUCAAUGGCACGCCGGGCUUGGAGCGAGGAGGAGGAGGAUGCAUUGUUAACAAACCUUACGAGCCUUGUAGAUCAGGGGGUUUGGCGAACCGACAACGGAGGGUUUUGCCCUUCCUACUUGGGAGUUCUUAAAAAUGAGAUGCGAGUUUCUUUCCCUCUAGCAGGUAUAAACGAAAUUCAUAUUGAAGGAAGGAUCAAGAAAUGGAAGAGUGAUUAUCGUAUACUAGACGCUAUGCUUAGGCAUCCUGGGUUCGGGUGGAAUCCAAAUGAAAACAAACUAGUGGUGGCAAAUGAAAUUUGGAAUGAAUUUGUCCAAGAUCACCGACAUCUGAGACAUUUACGGGACAGGCAAUUUCCCCAUUUUAAUCGAUGGGCCUAUUGCUUUUGUCACGCCCCGCCCCGCAAACGGCACCCAGAGUGGGCCCGAGUCAGCGCGGCCACGCGGCAUUCCACACAAUAG